Molecule: messenger RNA, 5429 nt
Organism: Aspergillus ibericus CBS 121593
Lineage: Eukaryota; Fungi; Ascomycota; Eurotiomycetes; Eurotiales; Aspergillaceae
Exons: 5
Coding region: 1-5382 (1793 amino acids)
Biological process (GO): long-chain fatty acid biosynthetic process
Cellular component (GO): fatty acid synthase complex
Molecular function (GO): fatty acid synthase activity; holo-[acyl-carrier-protein] synthase activity; 3-oxoacyl-[acyl-carrier-protein] synthase activity
Source: RefSeq, a predicted model, not a curated record
AUGGGCGAACUAAUUCGAUCGCUACCUGAGUCGGAGCAGGAGCGGCGCUCCUUGGCCCGGACGCUCCUCAUCGAGCUAUUAGCUUAUCAAUUUGCCUUUCCGGUGCAAUGGAUCGACACACAGAAGGAGUUCUUCACCAGGAAUGAGGCCGUGGAGCGAUACGUGGAGGUUGGACCGGCCAAGGUCCUGUCCACCAUGGGCAAGAAGACCGUCGGCCGCAAUCACCAGCUGCAGGACAAGCUGCGUCUGAUUCGCCGCCAGUUUCUGUCUCACAGCGAUGAUUACGCCCAAAUUUGCUAUGAAUACGAAGAGUCUCAACCCGUGGCCCCUGCUGAGACUCCCGAGGCGGCCCCAGCGCCGGUGGCCCAGGCAUCUGCCCCGGCCGCUCCUGUGGCAGCUGUCCCCGUCCCUGCUGCCCCCGCUGCUGUGGCGGCAGCCGUCGAUGAUGUGCCGCUGUCAGCUCAGGACAUUGUGCUGGCGAUCAGUGCCCAGAAGCUGAAGCAGCCGUUUGACCAGGUACCCCUGCAGAAAUGCAUCCGGGACCUAUCCGGAGGUAAAUCCACCCUACAGAACGAAUUAAUCGGAGACCUCGUGGCCGAGUUUGGCAGCACACCCGAUGGCUGCGAGGAUCUUCCUCUAGAGGCCGUCGGGGCGGCCCUCGACUCCAACUUCACCGGUCGUCCGGGCAAGGUCAUGUCUGCCCUAAUUGCCCGGUUGACCUCAGCUAGAUUCCCUGCGGGCUGGAAUCAAAACAGCGUCCGUAGCCACCUGGAAUCCACCUGGGGUCUUGGCUCCCAGCGCCAGACGGCCGUACUCUGCUACGCCGUCAGCUUGGACCCGUCCACCCGGCUGGAGACCCCCCAGGCAGCCAAGGAAUUCGUCGACAGCGUCGUGGCUCGGUAUGGCCGCCACUGCGGCAUCACCAUCAGCCCGGCGGCCGGUCCAGCCGGUGGCGGCCAGGCCGCGGGCGGUGCCAUGAUCGACUCCAAGGAGUUGGAGCGUCUGCGCACGGAGCAGAACGAUGCCUUCAAGCAGCUUCACCUGGCGCUUGGCAAGCUGGUGGAUGAGGACGGCGGCGAGCUGGUACAGAGGCUGGCGCACAGCGAGGAGCUCUGGCAGGAGGCGGAUCAGAAGCUCGAAGCGUGGCAGGCCGAGUUCGGAGACGGGUUCUUGACGAAAGUCUCGCCCAUCUUCAACGCCCGGAAAGGUCGGGUCUACGAUGCCUGGUGGAACUGGGCUCGCGUGGAUAUUGCCUCGCUGCUGCUGGCGCCUGGCGGAGCCCCGGUCGAGGAGCACAUCUGGCGCGUACUGAACCGAUCGAAUGCCAGCGCUUUCGACCUCGUCAAAUACAACAUUGCAGACCCCCUGCGCAACUCGGACAAGCAGCUGCCGGUUCGUCCUCUGGAGCAGCUCUUCCAUGGCUACCGCGACGCCUUGCAGGGUCACCCCGUUUUCAUCCACCGCGUGCCACCGUUGGGGCCCCGGACCACCGUGAGCCCUAAGGGCGUGAUCGAAUACGAGGAGAUCGCGCGCACCAUUGGUGGCCGGGAGGAUACCUACUACGACCUCCUCAAGCGAGGCAGUCGGUUUGAUGCACCUGUCGCGAACAGCCUGCCCUUUGUCCGGCUCAGCCGUCCAGCCGGCAAUGGCUGGAAAUACCACGACGCGCUCACCACGUCCUACCUGGACAUCGUCAAGGCCGCCACCUCCAACGGGGUCACCUUUGCCGGGAAGACGGUCCUCAUCACCGGUGCUGGACCUCAGUCCAUUGGCGCCGAGGUCACUCGAGGCCUUCUGACGGCUGGCGCCACGGUGAUCGUCACCACUAGCCGGUCCAACAUGGACUUUUACCGGUCUUUGUACCGGGAGUACUGCGGACGCGGUUCCUCUCUGACGGUCUUCCCCUUCAACGCGGCCAGUCGCCAGGACUGCCAGGCCCUCAUCACCCAUCUGUACACCGAGACCCUCGGGACCGGCGACCUCGACUGCGUGAUCCCCUUCGCCGCCAUCUCCGAGAAUGGCCGGCAGAUCGAUGGCCUAGAUGGCCUCUCCGAGGUGGCUCACCGCGCUAUGCUAGUCAACCUGCUGCGGCUGCUGGGCUUCAUCAAGCAGCAAAAGGAGUCCCGCGGCUACAAUGCCAACCCGACCCAGGUCAUCCUGCCCCUAUCGCCCAACCACGGCACCUUUGGCGGAGAUGGCCUGUACUCCGAGUCCAAGAUCGGCCUGGAGACGCUGUUCAACCGGUUCCAGUCAGAGAGCUGGGGCGACUACCUGACCGUCUGCGGGGCCGUGAUCGGCUGGACGCGCGGCACGGGGCUGAUGAGCGCCAACAACAUCGUCGCCGAGGCCAUCGAGGCCGAGGAUGUCAUCACCUUUUCGUCGGCGGAAAUGGCCCUCAACAUCCUGGCAUUGAUGACCCCCGAGAUCGCCGAGGCCUGCGAGGAUGCCCCCGUGUAUGCCGACCUGGGCGGCAAGAUGGAGCAGCUGGCCGACUUGAAGGGCUUGUCCACCUCGGCCCGCAGAUCGGUGCAGCACCAGGCUCGUGCCCGCAAGGCCAUUGCGGCCGAAGACGAGCUGCACCACAGCCUGCUGCACGGCCCGGCACCGACGACCCCUGCCCCAACCGUGCGCAAACCCCGCGCCAACCUGACCGUCGGACAUCCGGAACUGCCCGACUACGAGGCCAUCACGGCCGGCAUUCAGCUGCCCGGCCGGGACCUGAUCGACCUGAGCAAGACCAUCGUGGUGGCGGGAUACUCCGAGCUGGGUCCCUGGGGCAGUGCCCGCACCCGGUGGGACAUGGAGCGUGCUGGGGAUCUCACCCCGGCCGGAUACAUCGAGAUGGCCUGGAUCAUGGGCCUGGUCAAGCACUUCGAGGGCGACAUUCAAGGUGCUGCAUACGUGGGCUGGGUCGACGCCAAGUCCAAUCAGCCGGUGCACGAGGCCGACUUCGCCGAGAAGUACGGCGCCUAUAUCCACGAACAUGCGGGUCUGCGCUUCAUCGAGCCGGAGCUGUAUGAUGGAUAUGAUCCCGCCAAGAAGGAGUUCCUGCAGGAGGUGGUGGUGCAGGAGGAUCUGCCCGUCUUCCAGGCGACGCGUGCCGUGGCCACGGCCUUCAAGACCAAGCACGGCGACAAGGUGUCUAUCUCGCCGGCUUCCGAUGAUGGCGAGGAGUACAACGUGCAGUUCAAGCCUGGGGCGCGUUUCAUGGUGCCCAAGGCUCAGCCCUUCGACCGGUUGGUGUCGGGUCAAUUGCCUACCGGAUGGGAUGCCAAGGCGUAUGGUAUCCCCGCGGACAUUGCCUCUCAGGUGGAUCCCAUCACCCUGUACGUUCUCUGCUGUGUCUGCCAGGCCAUGCUGAGUGCCGGCAUUCAAGACCCGUACGAGCUGUACCGCCAUAUCCACGUCUCGGAGCUGGCCAACUGCAUCGGGACGGGUGCUGGCGGCCUGAUCGCCAUGCGGGGAGUCUACCGGGACCGAUACCUUGAUCGUGAUGUGCAGAGCGAUGUGCUACAGGAAUCCUUCCCCAACGCCAUGGAUGCCUGGGCCAACAUGCUGCUGAUGGGCGCGGCAGGCCCGAUCAAGUCGCCCUCGGGAACAUGCGCCACGGCCAUUGAAUCCCUGGACACGGCCUGUGAGGGCAUCCAGUCCGGCAAGGUCAAGGUGGCCCUGGUGGGCGGUACCGAUGAUCUGCAGGAGGAGAUGUCGUUCGAGUUUGCCAAUAUGAAGGCCACGGCCAACACGGUCGAGGAGCUCGAGCGCGGCCGCACCCCUCGUGAGAUCUCGCGUCCGACAGCCAGCUCCCGGGCGGGUUUCGUCGAGUCCGCUGGAUGUGGUGUUCAGCUGCUCAUGACGGCGCAGCUGGCACUCGAGAUGGGCGUGCCGAUCUACGGUAUCGUGGCAUACUCGCAGAUGGCGGGUGACAAGAUCGGCCGGUCGGUGCCGGCACCAGGCAAGGGCAUCUUGACGGCUGCCCGCGAGGCCACCACGGCGUCGCUGUCGCCUCUGCUGGACGUGCAGUUCCGUCAGAAGCAGUUCGAGCAGAUGCGGGCCCAGAUCCAGCAGGGAGCGGCCCUGCAGCUGGAGAAGGCCCGGCAGGAGGGCCAGCUCUCGCCGCACUUGACCCAGGUCAUUGAGAAAGCGGCGGCAUCGCAGAUCCGUCAGGCGCAGAACCUGUACGGGCUGGAUCUGCGCCAGCAGGACCCGGGCAUCUCGCCCAUCCGGGCUGCCCUGGCCGUGUGGGGUCUCAGCAUCGAUGAUAUCGGCGUGGCGUCGUUCCACGGCACGUCGACCAAGGCCAACGACAAGAACGAGUCGGAGGUGAUUCACACGAUGAUGAGUCACCUCGGUCGCACCAAGGGGAAUCCGGUGCUGGUGGUGUGUCAGAAGUAUCUGACGGGUCAUCCCAAGGGCGCGGCUGGAGCCUGGAUGCUCAACGGAGGGCUGCAGAUCCUGCAGUCGGGGGUGGUGCCGGGCAACCGCAACGCGGACAAUGUCGACCAGGUGCUGCAGAAGUUCGACCACCUGGUUUACCCGGCCGAGGCUAUUCAGACUCGGGGUGUGCGUGCCUUCAUGCUCACGUCGUUCGGUUUCGGACAGAAGGGUGGCCUGGUGGUGGCUGUAUCUCCUCGCUAUCUCUUUGCCGCGGUGGACCAGGCCCCCUACGAGGCAUACCGCGUCAAGGCCCUUCGACGUGCUGAGGCCGCGAACCGCGCCUUCAUUGAAGGUCUCAACCACAACUCCCUGUUCAAGGCCAAGUCGACGUCGGCAUGGGCUGCGGAGGACGAGAUGCGGGUGUUCCUCGACCCGUAUGCCCGGGUGGCCAUGGACGACGGCAGCUACUUCUUCGACGCGAAAUGCCUGCAUCCCGACUCAGAGGACUCCGCGUCAGAGAUCAGCUCGGGGGUGUUGACAGCCGUUGAAACGCCGUCCACACCUACCAGCGAGCCAUUGCUAAAUGCGUGCCAGAAGUGGGUGGAGGGUGCCGUCACCGCGGAUGGAUCGACGUCCGUGGGAGUGGACAUUGAGUCGGUGACGGCGAUCAACAUCGAGAAUGAGAUCUUCCUGGAGCGCAACUACACGGCCGGCGAGCGCGAGUACUGCCAGGCGGCGCCUGACCCGGCGCAUUCGUUUGCUGGUCGAUGGGCCGCGAAGGAGGCCGUGUUCAAGAGUCUGCAGGUGCCCUCCAAGGGGGCUGGGGCCCCGCUGAAUGAGAUUGAAAUCCUCAGCUCGGGGGGGAUUCCGACGGUCUAUCUGCACGGCGAGGUGAAGAAGCUGGCGGAGGAGAAGCAGCUGAGCAAGAUCCAGGUCAGCAUCAGUCACUCGGGCGAGCUGGCCAUGGCGGUGGCUGCUACCACUUUUGGGGCAGUCAUCAGUGAAUGAAGCAGUGGUCGACUGGCAGGGAAUUGGGGUUAGAUUGUACAGCACGA